Radiomyces spectabilis is the source of this 1059-nucleotide messenger RNA. Its product is annotated as Alpha/Beta hydrolase protein. Lineage: Eukaryota; Fungi; Mucoromycota; Mucoromycetes; Mucorales; Radiomycetaceae. Gene Ontology annotation, cellular component: cytoplasm. The record is from RefSeq and is a predicted model, not a curated record. Gene Ontology annotation, biological process: protein depalmitoylation. The transcript has 4 exons. Gene Ontology annotation, molecular function: palmitoyl-(protein) hydrolase activity; carboxylic ester hydrolase activity. Bases 173 to 991 code for a protein of 272 amino acids.
AAAACAAAGAUUUUGCCUCUUUUGAUAACAGUCUGAUGUCAUUGAUACAGGGUGCGUGCCACUGAAAUAGCAUCGAAAUUUUCAUGGCUGGGAUUUGAUAGUCACAGACCAUGGAUUCGGGUCAAUCACGAACGGUGGUUCAUCGCGUUGUUCAAUCCACAGACGCAUCACCAUGAAAAAGCUUGAAGUACAACAACCCAAUGUUGCCAACAAUAAAGCUCCCGCGCCUGUUCAGUCCAAGUGUACGCUUCGAUUCAACUACGCACCAAGUCAAGAUGGCAUUGAUCUCAAUCUCCUGAUCUUGUUGCACGGACUCGGAGACACCAUGCAGCCCUUUGCCAAUCUUGGGGCCAAGUUAAAGUUACCGCAAACUGCCAUACUCGCGGUACAAGCUCCUGAGCCUGUUCCUUAUAUGGAGGACAGCUAUCAAUGGCACGCCACAUUUGAUUUUUUGACGGGCGAAUUGUUGCCUCCUGCCAAUCCAGACCGUAUGAAAACCUUGAUGCGCACCCGGAAACUGAUGUCGGAAUUACUGCACCAUUUAAUCGACCAUAGCAGUUUCAAACCUCCGAAUAUCUAUUUUUUUGGCUUUUCUCAAGGCGGCACGGUCGCAUUGGACACGGUGCUUUUUGGAGAUAUCCGUAAUCUCGGAGGCGUUGUCAGUAUCAGCGGCUAUCUUUUAGAAGAGCAGCGCUCAGAUAAACCUGUCGGCGAAGGUUAUCCGGGCUACAUUUUAAUCACACAGGGAGAAAAGGACCCUGCCAUUGGCAAGCCUGAGAUCGCCAAGAAAAAGUAUCAAGUGGUUCAACGUCUAUGUUCCAGUUCUGCGCAAACGUCUCAAGUGUUUAUCAAGAACAAAGGUCACACAAUGCCAAGUAGCGAAGGCGAAUGGCGGGUUAUACACACAUUUUUUUCGGAUCACAUGGCACGAAGAAACAUCCAAUUAGAGAACAUGUCGGACGUCUAUCUAGUAAACUCUUCCUCAUCAUAAUCCACCCCAUCCAUCGCCAAAUGCUACACAACCUCGUUUCAAUGACGAUGAAUGGCCGCACCAACGUC